UUUUGAAUGUAAUUUUCAUAAAUAUCACAAAAUUCCCACGCCAACCAUGUGACGAGAUUCGAUAGUAAUACUGCGGGUAUCAAAAUCCCGGACUUCUGCGAUCGGUGGCUUAUUAUUUUUUCUUUUUGAGUAAAUUUAAGUCCAUUUCAAGAGGAAGUCGGGGAGGAGGAGACUCGAACUCUAGACCGUUUACCCUAUUGGUAACGUUAGGUACUAACUCUUCUAAUGAGGGUUGGUUGUGACCGAUGGUUUAUAAAGAAGCAAAAACCUUCGAUUAUUUAUUAAUUGUGCGAAUAUUCUCUCAAUUCUUUAAGAACUCCUCGAACAAAAUCGACUAGAUUGAACUGGUCCAAUCGUAACUCAAACAAUUAUUUAAUUAAAAAUGAUGUCCAAUAUUAUAAACAUGUAAGAAAGAGGCCCACAUCCCAAGCAACUUGCGACCCACUUAACCAUGAUCAAACACAACAAACUUCACUUUUUUCAUCUCAAUUUUCUCACCGCCAUCAUUUUGCUGACAGGGACCUCAUAGUUGCUACCCUAAUUGGGCCCCCCAACACCAGCUAAAUUCCAAAUCCACCCCAAAAAUUUCCAUUUCUUUACAUUACAGCCCCAUUCGAUAUUCAUUUCAUACACCUCUGGGUUUUCUCCCUUUCCCUCCCCUUCUGUUUUCUCCUCGAAUUUAAUUUUUUAUUGAUAUUCUUAGCUUCCAAAUAUACUAUUUUCGCAUUCAACGCAAUUAAUCAAAGAAUCUGAAAACCGUUUUAUUGGAUACCCGUAAUUAAUUAUUUUCAACAUUUCAACGUAAUCUGAUUGCAAAAUUGGCAGAAAAUUCAAGCUCCAAUUUUGUUUUCAAAACUAUCCGCAUCUAAUUCUCACCCUCUCUCUCUCUCUAUCUCUCUCUCUCUCUAGAUAUAUAUAUAUACAUAAAUUAUAUAUCUCCGUCCACAUGAAGAAAAAAUCAGAGACGAAAAGAGUUCAGUAGAGAAGAUGAGCGCGUGCACAUUUAUAAAAUUAGUGCUGGUCCUGCUAACCUGCGCCGCGCCGCGGCGCAUUAAUUCGCAGGAGGCCGAGCGGCGUGAUCUGGUGAAAAUGACUCUCGUACAAAACGCUUCGUCCACCGGAGCUUAUUGCUUGGACGGAAGUUUGCCGGCGUAUCAUUUGGACAGAGGAUUCGGCGCCGGUGCACGCAAUUGGCUUUUGCAGUUUGAGGGUGGUGGGUGGUGCAAUGAUAUCAAGUCUUGCUUGGAGAGGGCUGCGACUCGGCGCGGUUCGACUCGUUACAUGAGCAAGGUCGAGGUUUUCUCCGGGAUUUUAAGCAACAAUGCCUCCUUAAAUCCUGAUUUUUACAAUUGGAACCGAGUAAAGAUAAGAUACUGCGAUGGUGCCUCAUUUGCUGGAGAUGCUGUCUUUAAAAAUGGGACAUCAUUGCUUUAUUUCAGAGGGCAAAGAAUCUGGCGAGCAAUUAUCCUUGAUCUUCUCCCCAAAGGCUUGGGACAAGCAAACAAGGCUUUACUUUCUGGCUGCUCUGCCGGGGGUUUGGCUACGUUUCAUCACUGCGACGAUUUCACCGCUCAUUUGCCGAAAAAUGCAAGUGUCAAAUGCUUGAGCGAUGCUGGAUUCUUUCUCGACGCAAGAGAUAUAGCUAUGAACCACACCAUGAGAUAUUUCUUCAAAAGCGUGGUUACUUUGCAGGGUGUGGUAAAAAAUCUGAAUACAAAUUGCACAAGUUCACUUUCUCCUUAUCCCGAACAAUGCUUCUUUCCACAGUAUGCGUUACCAUAUAUUAGGACACCCUAUUUCAUCCUCAACACAGCAUACGACGUGUACCAAUUUCACCACAUAUUGGUGCCUCCUUCUGCUGAUCCUAACGGACACUGGUAUCAUUGCAAGCUUAAUCCCGCAGCUUGUAACGCCGUCCAGAUAAAUACUUUGCAAGGAUUUAGGAGAUACAUGCUCGAAACAUUGCAGAAUUUCUUAGUUAACUCAACGAGAGGAGGGAUGUACAUAAAUUCUUGUUUUGCUCAUUGCCAAAGCGAAUCUCAAGACACUUGGUUUGCGCCCGAUUCUCCCCGAGUCCAUAAUAAGACCAUAUCAGAAGCUGUAGGAGAUUGGUACUUUGGAAGAAAAGUAAGCAAGGAAAUUGACUGUGCAUAUCCUUGUAAUAACAGUUGCCAUAAUCAGUUAGGCUGAUCAAUAUGUAGAUUCAGUUCAGGUGUAGAGAAGCUGCAAGGCAAAACUUUGAAGUGGGCUCAUUUUUUGGCAGAGUACAAUACUCUUUUUCAAAUAGUGUUCGAUCAAUUACGUACAUUAAUCUUAAGCGAUUAUUCCAUUGAUUGGUCUCAGGCUCGUUAUCUUCUUCUUUUCGUUUAGAAACUCUUACAUGUUUAGACAACGGUCGUCUCUUUAUACAAAACAACUAUAUAGAAACAAUGUUCAAGAUUUAGGCCUUGUUUUAGCUAGCAUACAAUUAUAUACAUCAUUGAGCAGCAAUAUAUGUGCUUUCUAACAUUGAUUUAUAAAUUUAUAUCGACAUACUACAUCGAAUUUGGCAAUACACAAUGUUUGAAGAA
Molecule: messenger RNA, 2570 nt
Organism: Erythranthe guttata (spotted monkey flower)
Lineage: Eukaryota; Viridiplantae; Streptophyta; Magnoliopsida; Lamiales; Phrymaceae
Product: Pectinacetylesterase family protein
Molecular function (GO): hydrolase activity
Source: RefSeq, a predicted model, not a curated record